UUGCGGAAGAGCCGUUACCUGGUUACAGGGGAGUGAUGGAGCAUUGAGUAAUGUAAUCUUCAGGACUCCACAGAUAUGAGAGUUUCUCUCCUGCUCGCCGAGUCAAAGCCACCACGCGCUGAUCCUGCAGCAUCUCAAGAACGCGCGACCAACGGCUCGUCCAGAAAAAAACGGUUAAGUUACAGAUACCACCACGGACAGUCUCCAGUUUGUCAUACUCCCAGUUGUGAGGAGCUACUUGGCCGACAAAUACUGUUUUAAGGACAAUGGCCCCCAGCUGAAGGCAGUGACGGCAAGAGACUGAGAUGGAGCUGACCUCAGUAGACGCCUCUGCUGUGCUGGGCUUAUGGGGCAACGGCUCCAUUCCUGGUUUCCUCCUUAACGAGAGCGUUCUCAAUGACACUUGCUUCCUCAAUGCUUCAAACUGCACUAAUGGGACAAAUGCGGGCAACCGAGCAGGAACAAGCAUGGCAGGAAUCCUCAUCCCUCUCAUUUACAUCAUCGUCUGCAUCGUCGGCCUGGGAGGAAACUCACUGGUCAUCCACAUCGUCCUGCACUACUCCAAGACAGAGUCAGUGACCAACAUCUACAUCCUGAAUCUAGCUAUAGCCGAUGAGCUCUUCAUGCUGGGCCUUCCGUUCCUUGCCGUGCAGAACGCCAUGCACUCCUGGCCCUUCGGCUCAUUCACGUGCAGGUUGGUCAUGACCGUCGACGGCAUUAACCAGUUCACCAGCAUUUUCUGCCUCACCGUGAUGAGCAUCGAUCGCUACCUGGCCGUGGUUCAUCCUAUUCGUUCUUCAAAAUGGAGGCGACCGCAAGUGGCCAAAGCGGUGAAUGGAACAAUCUGGGCAGUGUCAUUUUUGGUCGUCUUGCCUGUGGUGAUAUUCGCAAACGUGCAACGGGAAGGAGGCAUCUGCAACAUCAUAUGGCCGGAGCCAGCCAACAUCUGGGGAGCAGCAUUUAUCAUCUACACCUCCACAGUUGGCUUUUUCUUUCCCUUGCUAGUCAUCUGCAUGUGCUAUCUCCUAAUUGUAAUCAAAAUUCGCAGCUCGGGAAAGAAGGUUCACGCCACUUCAACCAAACGCCGCAAGUCGGAGCGCAAGGUCACCCGAAUGGUGGUGAUAGUAGUGGCUGUGUUCGUUUUCUGCUGGAUGCCGUUUUACGCCCUCAACAUCAUAAACCUGGUGGAAUCGCUGCGGGAUGAGCCCCAAGGUCUGCAUCUUUUUGUGGUGGUGUUGUCUUACGCUAACAGCUGCGCUAACCCUAUUGUUUACGGCUUCCUUUCGGACAACUUCAAGCGGGGAUUUCGAAAGGCUCUGUGCCGCUCAUCUCGAAGGGUCGAGAACCACGAGCCCACCGAGCAGCAGCAUCAGGAGGAACGACGAAGAGUGCUGAUGCCCAGGGAAAGCCUUAGAAGAGCUGUGCGAGAUGAAGAGGAUGAGGAAGAAGAGGAGUACAGGGAGGAAGUGACGGAGAUGACGGAAAUCUGCAGGAUUACUCAGAACGGAAACGGAAGCGGACAACCCGAAAGUACCCGAGCGCUUUUCUUAGAGAGACCCUCCGGGGCUUCUGAGACAUGCUCCCCAGACAGGAGAGGCAUGGGUGGGGACAUCGUUGGUAAGGGACCAGGCUUUGGACCUGCCGCAACCCUGCUGAACGGGGCUAAAAAUGGGAAUGUGAAAACACUGCCAGAGGAACCGGUGGAAAAGAACACCUCACUGGAGAUCAGCUACUUGUAAACUUGCGAUCAGCUGGAAAAAAAAACAGUAUUAUUGUACAUGCCUCUCUGAGCUACACUGCCUCUCCUGAAGUCUAUCAACUUGUUUUCAUGUCUAUGAAAUUUCCUCCUACGCUCUUGGAAAAAAUGGUACAGUUCUGUCACUGGGGUGGUACCCUAAUGUACAGAAGUGAAAAGGUACGAAUAUGUACUUAAUAAAAUGUACCUUUAAGGUACUAAAAUGUACUGUGUAGGGGUAGGUAAGGUACAAACAUGUACCUUUUAACUUUUGUACUGUAGAGUACCGCCCCAGCGACAGAAAUGUACCUUGUUGUCUGAAAGUGUAGUUAUUAGACUUUAUAGUAUGGAAGUGUACAAUCUGAAAACACAAUUUGAAAAGUCACAAUGAGUUUGCCUUAUUUAUAGGACUUGGCAAAUCAAAACAAGAAUCAUCAGCAGCUUUCCAUGGUAUCAGUACCUAUAUGAGACCAGCACCACUAUAUGUGAAGCAUCUGUGUGCCUUUUUCUGAAUUUGUUUAGGAUGUUUAAUCAAUGCAAUGAAUCCAUGGCUAUGACUGGGCACUAGAUCACCAAGUACAUUUACAUGCACUUGUGCCGUUGUUACUGUGCAUGUGAAUAUACUUUAUGAGAUUGUAGCAUACUACUAUGUGGUAAAAAAUGGAGAUUUUGUACAUGUAAAGGUAAAUAAUUACACACUACACAAAUUCCUACAUCAGCUUGUAGUUUUCUGUAAGUGUAUUUUGUAUGUGCUCUUUGCCUUACUUGUAAAAGUAUUGUACACUAAUUGAAAUCUGUUGCAAACAGGUCUUUAAACUCUACAUGUGCUUUGUUAUAUUAUACAUUUUUGUGCUGCCUAUCAGUUGUUUUCUUGUUUAUUGGCACUUUUAAAAUAUUUUACAAAUAUUCAACAUGAUACAAUUCUCACUUUUAAAACUGAAUGUUCAUUAUCCAGAUCUAUUCAAAAAAAUAAUGUAUAUUAUAUUACUGUUAAUGCACAACUGUUUGAAUGACUGUCCUAAAGAAUUCAUGUUUUGCAUUGCUUUAUGAAUCAGGUUGUGCAGGGACUAACACCCAGAUUUAACCAAUGAUAAAUUCUGUCCCAACUACUCCUUUACCCAUCUCACCCAAAAAGCCAAACAUACACACUCAGGUAUUGAGCUUACAGGGAUGGAUUACCUAAAAUUGACUUGUCAUUAUUUACUCACUCUUAUAUUGUUUAAAAAAAUGCAUGUCUUUCUCUUUUCUGAGAAACACAAAAGAAGAAUUUUUGAAGAAUCUUCAUGUAGCUUUUCCAUACAGUGACAAUUUAUAGUAAAAGUGUGUACAAGGCCAAAAAACAACAUAACAACACCAUAUGACUAUGGAACAGACCAAAAUUUGUAAGGGACAGACAAAAAUUUAGGUCAUUAUUGACUGAUAAAUGCUCUUUACACAGUUAUCGUAUGAGUUUCUUUUGACUUAGAAUAUAAAGGAUGUCAUAUAGACUACUUGAGACUACAUUAUUCAAACUUGAAUGACACUAUUAAAGGAAUAUUUCACCUAGAAAUGAAAAUCUGCCAUUAAUUACUCACCCCCAUGUUGUUCCAAACCUGUAAUACCUUCGUUCAUCUUUAUAAAACAUUUUUUUUUAAAUCUGAGAGCUUUCUGGCACUGCAUAGACAGCAACACAACUGACACGUUCAAGGACAUUGUUAAAAUAGUCCAUGUGACAUCAGUGGUUCAACCGUAAUUUUAUGAAGCUAUGAGAAUACUUUUUGUGUGCAAAGAAAACGAAAAUAAUGACUUUAUUCAACAGUUUCUUCUCUUCCAUCACGUGUCAGUCUUCGGCGCGCAUUCACAAGAGUAUCACGACACGUGUGUGUGGUGCUGCUGAAGCAGAACCCGGCAUUAUUUUUGUUUUCUUUGCUACAUAAAAAGUAUUCUUGUAGCUUCAUAAAAAUAACGAUUGAAUGACUGAUGUCACAUUGACUAUUUUAACAAUGUCUUUACUACCUUUCUAGUCCUUGAACAUGUCAGUUGUGUUGCUGUCUACGCAGGGUCAGAAAGCUUUGGAUUUCAUCAAAAAUAUCUUAAUUUGUGUUCCAAAGAUGAAUGAAGGUCUUAUGGGUUCGGAACGACAUGAGGGUGAGUAAUUAAUGACAGAAUUUUCAUUUUAACUCUUUAACUACCAUUGCAUGGAAAAAAGCCAUGUGGUGAUUCAUCUAAAAAUCUCCUGUUGUGUUCUAAUGAAAUAUAUAACAGCACGUGAGUUUGGAAUGACAUGAGGGAAAAUAAAUAAUGGGGAAAAAAAGAGUUUAUUGAGCAAAAUUAAAAAAAAAAAAUCAUGGCCUUUGAGCCUGACCUUAGGACCAGGUGUGGUUUUAUCCUGGGUUUAUCUGACACCAGCUAAAGAGGUUUAAGUGCCUCUAAUUAUACCGUCAUUUAUGCUCUAAUUCCAGAGACAGACAGCAUAAGCUACACAUACAUUAAAAUUCCACAGCAUCUCUUCCCAGCACCGUAAUAUGCUUAUGUGACAUUCAGAUACCCUUUCCUUAGUGUUAUAAAUAAAUGUUAACUAUUGAGAUCAUAGCAAGCACUAACGUAUCAGCUACACUCCCCACCGCCCUACGCCACCUCCUCCUACACACGGGCUCACACUCAAAUGGUUUUGGAGGCGUAUAGAAAGCCAUUGCAGGCACAUUAUGAAGAGAGAGAGAGAGAGAGAGCUACCACCAUUUCCAUAAUGACUCUGUGGAUUUCACAGCUUUCGUUCAGAACUGAUUGUUUAAAUAUUUAAAAAAGAAUGUGUAAAAAGCUGUGCGAAAAUGUUAUUUUGCCGUUCGCUAGGGUUAUUUUUAAUUGUUGUGCUAUAGCUAUGUGACAUUUAUUGCACACUGUGUUUACUAUCGACCCGCUCAGAGAAGCUGCCGUUUGUUGCUGUGGGCAGAAAGGCGCCCAUCCUGUGACCUUAUGAUUGGACAGCUCUCCAUAUCUAAAUGAAUCUCUGUGAUUCACUGGACGCUUGACACCCACCGGGGCCCACCCACACACGGUAUGGAUGCACAAAGAGGCAAAUAGUGCUGAAGGAUGCUUGUGAACGCUGUGAUAUUAUUCAUUUCUUGGCGCAGACUUAUAUAGGCCUCUUGUGCAAAGAAAGCCAUUUGCUCAAGGAUAAAAAUACAUAGCUGCCCAUGUGUCCUUAGUCAGUACUUUAGCAUUUUUAUAAAUGCAAAGGAAGUUUUUUCCUCUAACACCAAAUGUAUAUAAAUCUUCAGUUAGUUUCAGCUCUUUAAAUUGUGUCAAACAUUCCUAAGCUGAAGGGUUAUUUAUUUUAAAUUGUGUAAAUAUUUGAACCAUGUAAGUACGUGAAAGCAGCUGUAGCUUGCUACAAAAGCACAAGUAAACACUGCAUUGUCAGUGUUGCCACAAGAGGUGCUAUCGCAGAAAUUAUGGUGCAUUCAAGUCCUCAUGGGAAGUUUGUAUUUAUCAAUUGAUUUAUCAAGUCAUAAUUGAAGGGAUAGUUCACCCAAAAUUAAAAAUUCUGUCAUUAAUUACUCACCCUCAUGUCGUUCCAAACCUGUAAGACCUUUGUCAUCUUUGGAACACAAAUUAAGAUAUUUUUCAUAAAAUCCAAGAGCUUUCUGACCCUGCAUAGACAGCAACACAACUGACAUGUUCAAGGCCCAGAAAGGUAGUAAGAACAUUGUUAAUAUAGUCCAUGUGAAACAUGUCAGUUUUCAAUGUACCAUGACGAAUGUGUGCUGCUUGUAAACAAGAUGCAGCGCAUCUGGGUUCUAUGUCAGCAGCACUCUUGUGAACAUGCAUCGAAAAAUGACAUGGCAGAGAAGAAAUUGGUGAAUAAAGUUAUUUUUAGUUUCUUUGCGCACAAAAAGUAUUCUUGUAGCUUCAUAAUAUAACCACUGAUGUCAUGUGGACUAUUUUAACAAUGUCCUUACUACCUUUCUGGGCUUUGAACAUGGUAGUGCAGGGUCAGGAAGCUCUUGUAUUUCAUCAAAAAUAUCUUAAUUUGUGUUCUGAAGAUGAAUGAAGGUCUUAUGGGUUUGGAGUGACAUGAGGUUGAGUAAUUAAUGACAGAAUUUUCAUUUUUGGGUGAACUUUCCCUUCAAGGCAUCACAUGGACUAAAACACUUUGGUUGGAGCAAGAUAAAAAUUUAACAAGAUUUUUUAACUCUGCAUCUACAAAAUGAUCAAUAGCCUGGUUGGCUGGUCUUAGCUGGUCUCCCUGCCUGACCAGCUAAAGAAGUGGUCAAAACUCCUUUAAAACCAGCCUGCAAACCAGCUAUGACCUGGCUGGAAGACCAGCUAAAACCAGCCAUCCAAGAAUUUGCUAGUAAAUGCUGUGAAUUUGUAUGACUAGCUUGAGCCUUUUGCAAAAUCUGCGCAAAAUAUUUUGCGUGGAUUCCUAUUGAAAUGAGUGGAUUUUGUUCCUGAAAAUUCAACAGACAACAAUAAAUGUGACUGCAACCUUACUGUCUGACCAACAGACGAGUGUGUGUUGGCGAAGUGCUUUUGUCUGCAUUCACGUAAUUGCAUACUAGCUAAAAUGUUGUUUUAAAAGUUUUGCUAAUGCUGAAGGGUGCAUUUUGUGUUAGAUUAAAAGAGUCCUUUCAUAUAAAAAAAUCACUGUGUGUGUUGUCGGAUAUUUACCAAACUCUAGAUUUAUAAAUAAAUAAACAUUUUGUCUCUGUGAA
Labeo rohita (rohu) is the source of this 6429-nucleotide messenger RNA. RefSeq names its product somatostatin receptor 3 (gene sstr3a). Lineage: Eukaryota; Metazoa; Chordata; Actinopteri; Cypriniformes; Cyprinidae. The coding region runs from base 306 to 1739 and encodes 477 amino acids. The record is from RefSeq and is a predicted model, not a curated record. The transcript is spliced from 2 exons. Gene Ontology annotation, cellular component: membrane; neuron projection. Gene Ontology annotation, biological process: neuropeptide signaling pathway. Gene Ontology annotation, molecular function: neuropeptide binding; somatostatin receptor activity.